Molecule: messenger RNA, 1217 nt
Organism: Gaeumannomyces tritici R3-111a-1
Lineage: Eukaryota; Fungi; Ascomycota; Sordariomycetes; Magnaporthales; Magnaporthaceae
Exons: 3
Coding region: 33-1217 (394 amino acids)
Source: RefSeq, a predicted model, not a curated record
GCCAGUACUCGGGCAUAGAUACGCCGUCGGACAUGCAGCAGGGGCUGGGCGACAUGGCUGGCUUCUUUUACGGCAUCUCGCGCCUGAUCCUGCCGUCGGCGGCUUACGACCACUUUGACGGCACCUACCGCUUCCCCGGCACCUUCCUCUUCGACCACGACCGGCUGGAGAAGCUCAGCUCGGACGCGGUUGACGCCAUCUGCCUGGACAUGUGCAUGAAGCUGUACGAUGAUCUUGAGCGCGUCUCGAAGAUCGCGCAGGCGAUGCCAACCUCCUUUGGCAGCAGCCUCCUGCCGCCGACUUCGGUGCCGUCUUACGUGCUGGACGACGACGGCUCUUCACGCUCCCGCUCCAACCGGUCAUCCAUCAACUUCGACUUCAACACAUCGCCCUCGCGGCCCUCGAGCCUGGCCGGCUCGGCCGCGUCUUCGCCACGGACAUCGGCCUGCAUAUUCCCUCCUGCACCGUCAAACCCGGCGCUCGACUCGGCCGACGCACGGGCAAGUUCAAAGAAGGUGGAGGGGGCUGGGCCCGACGUGGCGCUGCAGAUCCUGCGCUCGACCGAGGCGCCGCUCGACAUGCUGCCGACAAUUGAGCGCAAGCUCGACUUGUGGUUGUCCAACUGCCAGAGCGAGCAGUUCCGGGAGGCCGAGCAGGCGUUCCACUCCAAGCUAUUCGCCGAGCUGGCCGGCCGCGUCCGCGAGUACAAGAACCUCUCGGGCCUGGGCCUGUUCUCGGCCGCGAUGGGGAGCAGACUGCAUAGCGGGCCCGGCGGCGUCGUGGCGACGUCGUCCUCGUCCAGGGAGGGGGCCGGCGGCGCCGCUGCCCAGCCGCCGUUCCUCCAGGUUUAUAGGGAUGGCAGCGGCAGAAAUGGUGGCGCCCGCGAGGAGCAUGGCGUCGAAAACAUGGCGACGCGCCUUGCGCACCUGGGGAUCCUGCAUUGGAGGGUGUGGGCCGACAUUGCGUACCGCGAGGCCGAGCUGGGAAAUGACGAGCCUACCGAGGUUUCCAAGUCUGCGGUCCCCCCAGAGGCAUGUGACAUUUGUCAUCUCAACAAGAACCGGAUGUAUGCCCAUUGCGACUUGUGCCGCGGCUUCAAGGCCACGCAGCGCGCCAACCGUUUCUGCGUCGAAGACGUGGCGGGGUCCGCCCAGCCCUGCCAAGCCGUUUGCGAUCUCCUGGCCGUUCCGGUAAACAGCGAAGCCGUAUCCGACUAA